Pangasianodon hypophthalmus (striped catfish) is the source of this 6017-nucleotide messenger RNA. RefSeq names its product par-3 family cell polarity regulator beta a (gene pard3ba). The transcript has 23 exons. Bases 344 to 3835 code for a protein of 1163 amino acids. Gene Ontology annotation, cellular component: apical junction complex; cell cortex; apical plasma membrane. Gene Ontology annotation, molecular function: phosphatidylinositol binding; protein binding. The record is from RefSeq and is a predicted model, not a curated record. NCBI's taxonomy places the organism in Eukaryota, Metazoa, Chordata, Actinopteri, Siluriformes, Pangasiidae. Gene Ontology annotation, biological process: cell adhesion; establishment or maintenance of epithelial cell apical/basal polarity; intracellular protein localization.
CGCGACAGGGAGAGAGAGAGAGAGAGAGAGAGAGAGAGAAAGAAAGAAAGUGAACUCCGCUGAAUUGGUUACACUUUUAAUUGGAGGUAUAUUUCGCCUUUUUUUGGACAGGUGAGGAUUUAUUUGGAGAAGGAAUUGUGAAGAAAAGCGGCUGAGAGCGGAUUUGUGCCACACCUGAACUUUCCCCAUGACACCUGUCGCUGGUGUUUGUGUUCAGUCGCGAGCGCAAAGUAACACCAGGUGCACGGCGUCCAUGUUGGAGCUGUUGUAUGUAAUAUAGCGUCAUUAUUAUUUGUAUUAUUGUAUUAUUUUAUUAUCAAUAUCAUUGUUUUUCACCGUGAGAAUGAAAGUGACUGUGAACUUUGGGAGCACUGGAGUCGUGGUGCCGUGUAAAGACGGCUGGAUUGUGCGGGACCUGAUACACCAAGCCACUCAGCGCUACAAAAAAAUAGUCGAACAGGAUGGGGAGUUUCUGGUGCGUACACAUCAUGUGGAGUACGCUGACGGGGGGAUUCUCGACCCUGACGACAUGCUCACGGACCUGCUCGAGGACAAGGACAAGCUGAUAGCGGUGUACGAGGAGGCGGAGCUACAGCCGAGGGCGGCGGUUAGCCCGGGGGGCAGCGUGGCGUCCGGAUACUCCAGCCCCUACGCCUCCGAGCCCGAGCUGGGCGUCCUGCGGCCCGCAGUGGGCACAGAGAUCGAGGUCACCUCCAGCACCCUCAAGUCAAACACGCCUCUGAUGGUCAGGAGCAGCAGUGAACUGGUGCUGUCACGCUCACUGGACAACGGGAGUCGAGAUACUGAAAGCAACGACAACAGACCAACAACAGCAACGGGAGCAGGCCAUGUGCUAACAGUGAAGGGUGGAACCAUGGACACACUAAAAGAAGACAUGAACAGGAAGACCAACAACAACAACAACAGCAGCAGCAGGCUCACCAGAACAGUGGAAAUUUCUGGAGACAUGGGACCUCUAGGAAUUAAAGUUGUACCUUAUCUUUCUUCACUGAGUGGGCGGCCACUGGGCCUCCACGUUAAAGGCAUCGAGGAGAACAGUCGCACGAAGAGAGAGGGCAUCUUCGAGGAGGACGAGUGCAUCGUACAGAUCAACGACACCGAGCUCAUAGACACGUCUUUCGCUCAGUCUCAGGAGAUGUUCCGUCAGGCCAUGUUGUCCCCUGUCGUGCGAUUGGAGGUCCUCCCCAUGUCCAACAAGCUCCAGUACGAGAAGAGCCUCAUCAGCCAGAUAUUCAGCAACUUUGACUCCGCCCACACCGUCGUCCCUAAACCGAAGAGUCCCUUCAUGCUUCGGAAAGCCGACGUUAAAUUCUCUGACCCCGCCCCUUCCUCUUCCCCCUCUUCUCUGACUCCGCCUCCGAGAGAGGAGCCCACCAUGAGACGCAGCCCCAUCUUCGUGGAGCGUCGUGAGCAGACCCCGCCUCCUCCCGUCAGUGCCUCGCCCACACCCAGGAGUCGCAGCGAAAGCCCCGCCUCCACAGUAAACCCCGCCCUUAUCGCACUAACAAACGCUAACAAGAAAGGUGGCAGGAAGUUGAUCAAUUUAAGAAAAGGUCCCGACGGUCUCGGCUUCACCGUGGUGACCAGAGACUCGGCCGUUCACGGGCCUGGACCCAUCCUGGUGAAGAGCAUCCUGCCCCGCGGUGCUGCUGUGAAAGACGGACGCCUGCAAUCCGGGGACCGCAUCCUGCAGGUAAACGGAGUGGACAUCAGCGGUUACAGACAGGAGGAACUGGUUGCGAUGUUACGCAGCACGAAACAGGGAGAGACCGUCUCACUCUUAGUGUCCAGACAAGAGGAACCGUUCUUACCUCGAGAACUGAAAGGAGAGCCGUCUGGUCCAGUCCUGUCUGAGGAUGGCCGAGAGCAACUGAUGUAUGAGAUUCCUGUAAACGACUCGGGGUCAGCUGGACUCGGCCUCAGUCUGAAGGGCAACAAGUCCAGAGAGACGGGCGAGGACCUGGGCAUCUUCAUCAAGUCCAUCAUCCAUGGAGGGGCCGCUUUCAAGGACGGGCGCCUGCAGGUGAAUGACCAGCUCGUGGCCGUCAAUGGCGAGUCCCUUCUUGGCCGAUCCAACAAUGACGCCAUGGAGACUCUGAGACGUUCUAUGUCCAUGGAAGGGAACCUGCGAGGAACCAUCCAAUUAGUUAUCCUCCGAGCUAUGGACCAAUCCCCUGCCCAGGAGAGACGACAAGAUGAAGGUCAGAGUCGGAUGAGAGAGAGUUCCCCAGCUCUGCACACCCAAAAUAACCUGAGCAACGGCGUCGCUCAGCCACCCAUGGUGAUCAACAGCAUCUACGACCGUGUUCCAGGUCCCGUUGCAGCCUCCAAUGGCAGACCCGGGGUGUAUGAUGACGACUCGGACGAAGACGAGUUCCCUUCUCCUCCUUCCGAUAUGGAGUCAGACGUCAACCCACAACGGAGAUACGCACAAAACAGAGAUGAACGAGAACUCGUCGGGAACACGGGACGUCCGACGCAUCAUCAGCUUCAAGACACACAGAGAUCACCGGCACAUCAUACAACAAAGGCUUCCAAGAGCAUGGACCUGGUGGCGGAUGAGGGCAACAUUGGUGGCAGGCAAGCACACACACCAGCUCCCUUGACGUCUCUGGGACCGACGUUGGGACUCCAAAAGUCCAGCUCUCUGGAGAGUUUGCAGACAGCCAUGGAGGAAGCCAGUAAGAGCAGCGUUCCCUUCCACCGGCCUGCCGGUCCUAUGGUACGCGGCCGUGGUUGCAACAUGAGCUUCCGGCAGGCCAUCGACAAGUCCUACGACGGACCCUCGGAGCCUGAGGACGAUUACUCCGAGGACAGCUCGGGCAGGGACACUCCAGUCAGCGGGUCCUCGCGCCAAGAACUGGAGGACGGAGGCAAAGAGAAAAAGAAGAAGACCAAAAAGAAGAAGGAGAAGAAGCCCAAGACCAAGAAGAAGGAUGAUGCUGAUGACCCAGACAAGAAGACGAAGAAGAAGGGUUUUGGACUCUUGAGAUUUGGCAAAAAGAACAAAACCAAAGGAAAGUUGGGAUCGCUGAGCGAAGAGGAGCUCAAUAAGAGCGAAUCAGAAAUGUUAACGGAAACGGACAUGGCAGCUCCGUCCCGUGGCCACCUGCCCGACGUAGAAGACGACGAUUUCGACCCGAACUACGCUCGCAUCAACACCUUCAGAGAUCCGCCCCCUCCUAGCCACGCCUCCUAUCCAAACCACAUACCCUCUCCUCAUUAUGUCCCACCCACAGGCCCCGCCUACAACAUGCCUCCGACCAAUGAGGACCCACGGGAAGGACUUUACGCCAAAGUCAACAAGAUAAAGCCUCGCUCGCAACCAGCACCCGAGAGUAAUGAAGCUCGUCUGCAGCAGAUCCGGAGUCAGUUACAGCAGGUGAAACCUUCUCCAUCGUACACAGAGUCAGGGGCAGGACACCGACUCCAGGAAUAUGAUCCAUCCCGGAUAAGAGGCCCUGAUCCCCGCAUGGCUCCAAGAUAUGAAGACAUUGAUCGACAUCAUGCAUCUGCACCCAGACGAAUGGCUGUGGAAGGCCACAAAGAAGCAGACCGCUACCUGAACCCUAGUCCGACCUACAACGCAAACCAAAACCCCCAGCCAGCCUCGAAUCGUCCUGCCGUAUCCCGCUCUGGACCUCAUAGAUACGACCUGCCGCCAUCCUCCUCUCCAGGCCAGCAGGGGGUGCCAAGCUACGAAGCUGCGAUCAAAGCUGGCAGUCGCAUGGCUGGUCCCAAUCAGUAUGGUGCAUAUGAAGAUGGGCAGUACCCGAACCAUCGGACCAAGAACCCAGCCAUCGGAGCUGUGUAGAAUAAAAGUAGGCUAAUUUCGAAGUAGGGCAGGGUAUAGCUAGCCAGCCUUUAAACCUAUUCUUAAAGGUCUUUGUAUAGUAAAGUGUUCUUUCCUAAAGUGGGUCUAUUCUGAAUCGCUCUCUGCAAGGUAAAUCCUCUUUGAAGACAACUUACAAAAUCUCACGUCGCAGUCAAGGUGACUAAACUUGGGUUCUAUGCUAGAAGUAAGGGUCAGAGUAGGUUUCUCAAGGGUUCUUUGGAUAAUAAAAGGUUCUUCACUUCAUAAAGAAUAUCUGUUUAGGUCUGCAAGGUAAACCAUCUUUUUUUUUUUUUCUUUCUUAAGUAUAGACUUUCCAAAAUUUCUCAUAAUCACUCGACUCAACUUGCCCUUGAGUCAACAGGCAUCUUCAGUUCAUCCAUAUACCUUUGGUACCUUUGGUUUAUCUCCAAAGAAUCUUUGGGUAGCUUAUUUUCCAAGUGUGUACACCAAUCCCGAAUGGUGCUAGCAUCACUCUUUAAUAAUAAUACAACACAGUGUUGAAUAAUGCAAGUAUAAUCUCAGAGCCACAUUCAGUAAAAAAGCUAUUCCUAAUUCGGAGCAGGGUAGGGUAUAGUUAGCAACCGUUCAAAAAGGCUCUAGUUGCAAGAAUAACCCAUUUCAUGGAAACUUUCAUGACAACUUUGUGGUUUUUAAGUAUAGACCUUGCAAAAUCUCUUGUAGCAGUCGACUCGACUUUCCCCUCAUCCACAGGCUUCUUCAGUUCAUCCAUACUUCAAGGUCCCUGUUUAACUACAUAUCCAAAGAACCUUUAGGUAGCUCUUUUUCCAAGGCUCUUACACCAAUCCAGAAUGUAGCUAGCUUCAAUAUUUAUAGAUUCCCCAGAUAGACAGAUCAGGAAACUUUAGGUUUCUAGAUUUAACCUAGUGUUGAAUAAUACAGGCAUAAUCUCUGAGUCCUGUUCAGUAAACCUAGCACUGGUUCUGGUUCUGUUUCUUGCCUAUAUCUGGGAGUUUCUAAAAAUUUUGAAGGAACAUUUUAUCUGCCUGAUUUAAACAACGAUGUAUAAACGAUGCAGGUUCACCAAAUCCUAGAUGUAGAAAAAAAACAGUAGUUCUUUACUGUUGAUGUGAAUAGUUUGCCAUGUUGUAAAUAUUCCUUUCCACUUAUUGUGUUAUAUGCUGGAGAGAUUCUCUUUAGUCUAGUCCCAGAGGCUUGGACUACAAAUCAAUUUGUAUACUUUGUGUAGUUUUAUAUAAUCCAUAUGUAAUUCCUGGUGCUGUUAGAGUCUAGUUUGUCUGUAGAUAAACCGCUUGUCUGUGGUUUUCGAUGGUCUUUAUCUGUGUGGUUUCCCUCAUAGCUUAAAGCUGUGGUUGGCCAGUGUGUGUUAUCUGAUGACUAACAGUCUCUGUUUUCUCUCCGUAUUAUCCCCAAGACUCUUGCUCUGAGCAGAACGACACCAGAAUUUAGAUGGUUAGCAAGAAAAUGAGGACGCGUUACCAAUUAGGUUUCCAAAUUUUUCGUCUUCUUGUUUUUUUUCAUGUAGCUAUGCUUGAAGCUUUAAAUCUUUUUAUUUUGCUUCCCUUUAAUGAAGGAAGCUCCAGGGUGAGUGCAGUGCCAAAUGGAAAAAAAAGAGGAAUGUCUUGUGAAAUUGUGUGAGGAGGUUGUCAUUUUUUUUUUUUUUUUUUAUUAAACCUUUCUCGAUAGAUAAGAUGAUAUCUGUUUUCUUUUAUUCUGCGUUUUUAUGGUGAGAUGGAGCGAAUUUACUUUUUCUUUUUGAAUGUUGGAGACUUUUGCACAUUUUUUUAAAAAAAUACUUCUUACAGAGUAUAAAUUUUUACCAUAAAAAUUCCAAAACACAGCCAUUUUGUCACCUUUCCAGUCUUUUCAUGUUGUGUAUGAACGAAGUGUGAAAUUUCUGCAGCGGAAUUUGAACCGGAAAUGGAAGGUACUUUGAAUUCUGCUUUUCUUUCCAUGUAUUUAUUUCGAAGUUUUAUUUUUAAAGAAAGAACAAAUUAUAAGAAAUAUGAAGCUAUGAUAAACGCGUGUGUGUGUUUCAUCCAGAGGCAUAAAAGGAUUAUCUAAAUGUGUUAAUAUAUUGAGAAAUCAAUGCGAUGACAUCACUGUAUCAUUGAUGAACGAGUUGAUUCUUUGUUACUGCAUGUUUUUAAGAAUGUUUUGCAUUAAAAAUAAAUAUCAUUCA